UCUUCAAUUCUUUUCUCUUUUUACUUCAGAUAUGCGUGAUAAAAUGAGAAAAUGGAGGGAAGAAAACUACCGAAACAGUGAGCAGAUAGUGGAUGUUGGAGAAGAGUUAAUUAAUGAAUAUGCAUCUAAGCUUGGAGAUGACAUUUGGAUAAUAUACGAGCAGGUGAUGAUUGCUGCCCUGGACUGCAGUCGAGAUGAUUUGGCACUGUUUUGUCUUCAGGAACUAAGGAGGCAGUUUCCUGGGAGCCAUAGAGUUAAGCGAUUAACUGGAAUGAGAUUUGAAGCUAUGGAAAGGUACGAUGAUGCCAUCCAAUUAUAUGAUAGAAUUUUACAAGAGGAUGCAACCAAUACAGCCUGAGCUUUUUGGCCUUUAUGGCUUCCACCAAUUUGCUGUGUGCUGGUUGCAGACACGAUGUCCUACUGUUUCAUAGAUUUACCUCUGGAGCUCUGUAAAAAAACUGUGUUCAAUAUAGCUAUUUAUGCUUUGACACUAUCCAUAACAUAGUUGUUUCAAGUCAGAAUCUCUUUCCUGCAUGGAACUUGCAACUCUCUUACAUGGUUAAUUUAAAU
Molecule: messenger RNA, 570 nt
Organism: Meleagris gallopavo (turkey)
Lineage: Eukaryota; Metazoa; Chordata; Aves; Galliformes; Phasianidae
Source: RefSeq, a predicted model, not a curated record